Messenger RNA from Mercenaria mercenaria, 440 nucleotides. RefSeq lists its product as uncharacterized. Lineage: Eukaryota; Metazoa; Mollusca; Bivalvia; Venerida; Veneridae. The transcript has 3 exons. The annotation marks the transcript as partial. The record is from RefSeq and is a predicted model, not a curated record.
AUGUCUAGCAACUAUACGGAUGACUCAUGGAUCGCCAUGCCAGUCAGUGUGAGGGAUUUUAAUAGGAAGAAGAUUACUUAUGGUCGGAAUGUUUACAUGCCAUAUGAAUAUUCAUUGAGUUAUACUACCGUGCAGUUUGUUGUACAAGUGUUAGCUAAUUUGAUUACACCGGACUUUGUAGAGCCAACGCAUGAGAGCAAUCAUAUAUUUAUCAUGUAUGCUGGUACAUCAUUGAGAACAGAAAUAUAUGCAAAAGCACCAGAAAAUACUACAAUUGAGAAUUUUACGGCUUUUGGAAUACAGAAUGAAAAAAUAAAAUUGUCUUCAAUACAACAAGAUCCAAAGCGACCGCAAGUUAAGUAUGCAAUAAUGACAUGGAAGCCGUCUGCUGUCGAAAUCGGACAACACAUAGCAUGUGUUAAUGUACAUGAUAAUACCGG